AUGUCAAAGUACUUGCAAAUUAGGCAAUUCAUUGCACAGGACCGUUUUGCUCUUAAAAGCUACUUUCUGACUCGAAAAACCCGAGUCCUUCAUAGAAUGGCUAGACAAGUCGCUAACCUUGGACGUCGAGGCAAAAGCGACAAGGACUUUGAAGACAUACGAAUUGCAAGGAGAAAGAACAAGACUGGAGAGGUUGAACAGAAAACAAACAAGGCAGAGCGAUUGCCAUUACACAAGCCACGUCCAUACAUUGGGUUUGUCAUUGGAUACGUUGGCUUUACACACAACCAAGGAAUAUCUGGCACGAUCAUGGCACUAAAGAGACUCUUGUAUUCUAAUAUCAGAUACGUUCGCGUUCUAGUUCAACAUAUUUCAGGAAUGCAACUCAUAUGCCAGUCACCCAGUAUUUGGAGAAAAGGAAAGUUGGAAGUUGAACAAAUGUCAAGAAUGUGGAAUGUAUUGGAACAGAAAUAUGAACAUUUGCUCUAUAUUUUUGUACAAGAAUGA
This is a messenger RNA of Batrachochytrium dendrobatidis JAM81, 507 nucleotides long. RefSeq lists its product as uncharacterized. Lineage: Eukaryota; Fungi; Chytridiomycota; Chytridiomycetes; Rhizophydiales. The record is from RefSeq and is a predicted model, not a curated record. The transcript has a single exon. Bases 1 to 507 code for a protein of 168 amino acids.